This is a messenger RNA of Ilyonectria robusta, 504 nucleotides long. Its product is annotated as mitotic-spindle organizing protein. Gene Ontology annotation, biological process: gamma-tubulin complex localization; microtubule nucleation by interphase microtubule organizing center; mitotic spindle assembly. The transcript is spliced from 3 exons. Lineage: Eukaryota; Fungi; Ascomycota; Sordariomycetes; Hypocreales; Nectriaceae. The record is from RefSeq and is a predicted model, not a curated record. Gene Ontology annotation, cellular component: centrosome; spindle; interphase microtubule organizing center. The coding region runs from base 195 to 419 and encodes 74 amino acids.
AACUCGUUAACCUGGUGAGUGAUCAGUGUGAAUGUCAGGAUCACCCACUCGGGUGGUGGCGGCUCUUUAAUCAACGCGUCCACCAACCGCGUCUCCCCCACCACUCUCCUCCAACCCCACCUCCACUUCCCUAACCAACCGAGUAUCACCUUGAUCUUCCUCUUACAACCCACUCCAACACACCGCGCGCCAUCAUGCCCGAGGCCGACAAACACGCCGCGGCGCAACAAGCCGUGGACAUCCUCCACGAGAUCUCUACUAUCCUCAACUGCGAACUUGACCGCCGCACUCUGUCUAUCUGCAUCUCUAUGAUUGAGCGUGGCGUUAAUCCUGAAGCCCUGGCGCAAGUUAUCAAGGAACUGAGAGGCGAGGCUCAAGAGGUGGAGCACAAUGCCGCCGCCGCCGCGAGACGGCGGUGAUGUCAGUGCGGAUGCUGGAGGAAAACUGACAAUUAUGCAAUCUCUUAAAUGAACCAAGCCAAGGCAAUCUGGAGUUUACAGGAGU